Cladophialophora carrionii CBS 160.54 is the source of this 1227-nucleotide messenger RNA. RefSeq lists its product as uncharacterized. The record is from RefSeq and is a predicted model, not a curated record. Gene Ontology annotation, molecular function: chorismate mutase activity; prephenate dehydratase activity. The coding region runs from base 1 to 1227 and encodes 408 amino acids. The transcript has a single exon. Gene Ontology annotation, biological process: L-phenylalanine biosynthetic process. Lineage: Eukaryota; Fungi; Ascomycota; Eurotiomycetes; Chaetothyriales; Herpotrichiellaceae. Gene Ontology annotation, cellular component: cytoplasm.
AUGUCGCCGCCCGAAGGAUCGAGCAGCAGCAAGAGUCUCCACGUCGCGUACUUGGGCCCCGAGGCUUCGUUCUCCCAUCAAGCGGCCAUCGGAGUCUUUCCACCAUCAACAGACCAAGCAGUCACACUACAUCCCCUGCCGUCCUUCUCGGCGAUAUUUUCUGCCAUUCAAAACUCGUCGGGCCCCGGAGACGGCAAAGGAUCAGAAGGACAGUCUCCAGCUCAAUCCCGCUCGAGACCCGAACCCGAGGAUUCAAUACACUAUGACUACGCUCUCGUGCCCAUCGAAAACAGCACCAACGGCUCCGUCGUACAAGUCCUCGACCUGAUCGCCCAGUGCGGGCCGGACGCCCCGGCGCUGUACCCAGACCUAGAAGUCUGCGCCGAGUACUAUCUCCCCGUGCAUCACUGUCUGUUUGUGUCACCUCGCGCUUCUUCGGAACACGCUCUGGUAAACAACACUGCCUCCGCGACGAGCCACGAUGGUGGAGAUCUUCAACUAAGACGAGCGAUCCGCACGCUGUACACCCACCCGCAAGUCUGGGGCCAGUGCGCGCGCUUUUUGGCCAAGCACUUCUCCCCCAAGGACGUGGAGCGCAUCGACGUCGGGAGCACUUCGGCGGCCGCCCAGCUGGUGGCCCGCGACGCCCAUUCGGCCACGUCCGGCGGGCUCAACGCCGCGAUCGCCUCGAAGCUGGCCGGCGAGAGGCACGCGCUGGUCUGUCUGGCCGAGAACAUCGAGGACGAGCCGGGGCGGAACACGACGCGGUUCGUCGUCGUGCGGAACAGGCGUGCGCGGCCCGGCCGACGGUCUAGAGACAUCGACGACGACGACACCGACAACGACACUGUCGACUUCGAGACGACGAAGCUGGUGGCAACGGAGGGCCGCCAAAGCCAGAAGCAGAGGCCCAGACGAUAUAAAUCGCUGAUCACGUUCACGAUCCCGCAUACCAAGCCCGGCGCGUUGGCCGAUGCGCUGGCCGUGUUCAAGAACUGCGGAUUCAAUCUCACGAGCAUUGACACGCGGCCGUCGCGGAAACGGAACUGGCAGUAUGUGUUUUUCGUCGAGUGCGAGGACGCGUCCGCCCCUGCGGCAGGUACGGAGGGAGAGGAUAAAGUCAUGGAGAUGCUGGACGAGUUGUGCAAGUUUACAGAGAGCUUGCGAUAUCUAGGGAGAUUCGUAGAUCGCCUACCCGAGCAAGAUGGUGACGGCAGGGACGGUUGA